CCUCUUAGCAGCUCCAAACCCUUGUCCCAAUUCCCAAACCCCAGCAUUAAUGUCCAUGGAGAUCCCCAGGCCGCUCCCCCCUGCCAUCACCCCUCCCAUGGCUCCCCACCCCGUCCACCCGCCCAUCGCUCCGAUCCCCAUCCCCGUCACACCCUCCACAUCCGCCGCUGCCGACGAUGACGAGGUCGACUACGAGGUCUCCGACGACCACCGCGCCGCGCGGGAGCGCCACGAGCGCGCCGUACAGGAGCUACUGCAGCGCCGACGCGCCUACGCCAUGGCCGUGCCCACCAACGACUCCGCCGUGCGCGCGCGCCUCCGCCGUCUCGGCGAGCCCAUCACGCUCUUCGGCGAGCGCGAGAUGGAGCGCCGCGACCGCCUACGCGCACUCAUGGUCCGCCUCGAGGCCGACGGCCAGUUCGACCGCCUCCUCCGCGCGCAGGAGGACGAGCAGGGAGCCCCGGGCGACGACGACGACAUGGAGCAGAUCCAGUACCCUUUCUUCACCGAGGGGACCAACCAACUGCUUCAGGCGCGCGUUGAUAUAGCUAUGUACUCGCUGCCCCGCGCUAAGGCCAGGGUCGACAGUGCCAAACGCCGCCUGGCUGGCCCCGACGAGGACCCCGAGGCAGAGGCCGCCCUUGUUGUCAAGCAGGCGGGGGACUUCGUGCUUGAGUGCAGCGAGAUUGGAGAUGACCGCCCGCUCACCGGUUGCUCCUUCUCCCGCGAUGCCUCAAUGCUCGCCACAAGCUCCUGGAGCGGGAUCAUCAAAGUAUGGAGCAUGCCACAGAUAACUAAAAUUGCAACCCUGAAAGGUCAUACAGAACGUGCAACUGAUGUUGCCUUCUCUCCAGUUGAUAACUGCUUAGCGACAGCCUCAGCUGAUAAAACUGCCAAAUUAUGGAACAGAGAUGGGUCACUCCUAAUGUCUUUUGAUGGUCACCUGGACCGUCUUGCUCGCGUUGCUUUUCAUCCAUCUGGAAAGUACCUUGGUACAGCUAGCUUUGACAAGACCUGGAGAUUGUGGGACAUCAAUACUGGAACUGAACUUCUACUCCAAGAGGGACAUAGCAGAAGUGUAUAUGGUGUUAGCUUUCAUCCAGAUGGUUCUUUAGCUGCAUCUUGUGGGCUUGAUGCGAAUGCUCGAGUUUGGGAUCUAAGGUCAGGAAGAUUGUACUGUACCCUCAUUGGACAUGUGAAACCUGUCCUAGGAGUCAGCUUCUCCCCUAAUGGUCAUCUAGUUGCAACUGCAAGUGAAGACAAUUUCUGUCGAAUAUGGGAUUUGAGGACCAGACAAAUGGUAUACUCUAUACCGGCACAUAAGAGUCUCAUCUCGCACGUGAAAUUUGAACCCCAGGAGGGUUAUUAUUUAGCGACAUCUUCCUAUGACAGUAAAGCAGCGCUAUGGUCAACUCGGGAUUACAAACCAAUUAAAAGCUUGGCAGGCCAUGAGUCAAAGGUUACUAGUCUGGAUAUUAGUGGAGAUGGACAACACAUUGUGACUGUUUCACAUGAUAGAACUAUAAAGAUCUGGUCAUGCAGAGGCACAGCGCGGGAUAACGAGAUGGAGUUGGAUUAAGGCAUUGAUUCCACUUGCUGGAAACAGCUUGUGCUAGUUUUGUCCUUUCGCUGAUCUGUCGGUCCAAGCUCUUUACAUUCGAUGAUGCUAUUUUAUUGCGUCUAUAACCCUAACCCUUAUGCACAUUCUUAACAAAUGUACCUCAUAAGUACUCCCUCCGUCCCAUAAUGUAAGACGGUUUUUAACACUACACUAAUGUUAAAAAACGUCUUAUAUUAUGGGACGGAGGGAGUAUUUCUUAAGAUUUUGGACUUGAUAUAGUUCUUUAAAACAAAUGGGCUUUCUAGUAAAAACAUCAAGUUCUUCAGUUUGGAUGAAGUAUAUGGCGCAUCCAUGUAAUUUUCAUAUUUGUAAAAUGGUAUUAUUUUCAUGAUGUACGCUUGCUGCCAAUAGAAAUUGGAGUGCA
Molecule: messenger RNA, 1985 nt
Organism: Triticum dicoccoides
Lineage: Eukaryota; Viridiplantae; Streptophyta; Magnoliopsida; Poales; Poaceae
Product: U4/U6 small nuclear ribonucleoprotein PRP4-like protein
Exons: 5
Coding region: 50-1579 (509 amino acids)
Biological process (GO): mRNA splicing, via spliceosome
Cellular component (GO): U4/U6 x U5 tri-snRNP complex
Molecular function (GO): U6 snRNA binding; U4 snRNA binding; protein binding
Source: RefSeq, a predicted model, not a curated record